UCGUAAUUGCACGCAUUGCAACACCUAUAACACACACACACACACACACACACACACACACACACACACACGACUUCCACAAUGAACAGAUUCUUCACAAAGUCCAGAAAGGACGCCACAGAAGACCUGGGCAACUCUUCCGCCUCGUUUGGAACGAAGAAACCAAAAAAGGGUAAGAAAGGUCAGGUCGAGCAAAAACCAGAGCUUGAUCUGGCUGCUGCCCUACCGAGCUCCGAUGACUUUCGUACCAGCUUGAUCAUGCCAAACCUGUCGGCGCGCUUCAGCAUGCUAAGAGAGCAAGACGAUCCAAAGUCGAAGCUGGGCAAGGCUAGCGACGACAGUGUUCUAUCCUCCAACAGACAGUCACGCCUUUACGACUUUGGCUUCAAAUCAUCAACCCUCGCCGACAUUGAUGAGAUGUCCAUCAAUGGCUCUAUCAAACCUCCAUUCUUGAUGGAGAGACAGACCUCAAUGGAGACUCUUCGCACUACCUCUGAUGAUAUGGAUGGUGGCAGUGUCAUGAGUCGAGCACGCCCGGGCGAAGGCAAUAUCCUGUUUGGUGGUCGUCAAAAAGUGUACAAGAUUUCUGGCACCGGCAAUAACCGAGGAAGAGCUUUGUAUGAAGAUGAUGUCAGCAUGUCGUCCUUUCAGAGGCUGCGGAAAGAAGAAAAGGAGAGGCGGGAGCAAGAGCUACGCGAUCAGGUCAAUACUGCCUCUCUCAGGGACGACACUCUGGCAGCCUUGUCCGGCUACGACAAGCGGCGUGAAACAUCCUCAUCUACGAAUUCAGGACCAUCAAACUCCCGAUCCUCAACAGCAGCAACCUCAAUCGCAUCACAGGGUGCAACUGCAGUCUCACCCACCAGUCAGUCACAAGCGCCGCUCGAGCGUUCAGUCACCAAGACCAGAAGACUCUACGAACAGGGCUUGGAUCAGCACAUGCACGAACAGCAGACCUCCCAGCUCAACAGACUCAACACAGUUCAGAGACAACAACACGGCGGUACCGCAAGCGGGAAAUCCUCUCCAACUGCCCUGUCGCAGGCUCGGAGCGCUAGCAACUUGAGCGACCGAUAUCAGCGCUCCAACCCUGCCUCGAGAACGGUCAGCCCACCUCCGGUGACGUAUAACAACCACGCCAUUGCACCGAGAGAUAACUUUUCGAAUGCCUCCAGUCCUGUCUUGGGCCACUCAAGCACACCACCAAUCAGUCCCGUUCAAGCUGACCAAGAUGAACUGACGAGUGCGCUCAAUCCCAAUGACCGAGGAAAGGCCACGGCUCUCGGAGCGUUCAACAAGCCGAAAGCUUUUAGUGAGGAACAAUAUCUGCAACGCCAAAUGCACCUUCACCAAGGCGGCCGAGACACCCCUCCACCCCGACGAGGUGACGAUGGUGAUGACGGUGAGGGUGAUUCGUCACGAAGAGAGAGUGAUCAAGCCCAGACUGCCCCCAAGGCCGCCGCCGCCCCUACCGCCUUCAGUGUCUUCCAAAAUGCCGCCAACCAGAUGCGGGUGAAUGGCGCUCAAAGUUCGCAGCCUCAGACCUUGGCUUCUGGUCAACAACGAUCGUUCUCUGCCUCUGCAGAUGGAGCAGAUGUCGACUCUGAUGCCUCGAGAAGCCCGCUCGCGCCCAAAUUAGUCGCCCCUCCUAUCCAUGAGCAUCCUGCUUUGCGGUCUCAGCAGCAGCAGUCUGACCAUGUCCCGGCACGGAAACGAAUCGAGGAUACACGCCCAAUCCCACAGUCUGCAGCUCCUGCUCUCGACCUAGAUGGCGCCAAAGGCAUCGAUCUCGACUCGCCCACACUCGGCCCAAACGGUGGAUGCUUGAGUGGUCUUGUUCGUCAGCACCUGCGCAACGUCAGCAACGUCUCAUCCAAUUACUCGGACCACAAUUCAGACACAACCGGCCCGCAAGACAACUUCUACCAGCAGAGCUACUCGAGUCAGAAUCUGGCGCCUUCCGUCUCUGACACGGCUGCCCAUUCGGCUCACAGCCACUCUAACCCCUGGGACCUCGAAGACUUUGACCGGAGCGAUUACAUGGAGAAUGACAGCAUGAGUUCUGUCAGCCCUGUCGACCAGCAGGCACCACAGUCGACUUCUACUACUACUACCGGUCGUAAACUCACGCUCGACGAGAUGGAAGCUCGCGCGUUUGAGAUCCAACAGGAGGCCGAGGCCAGAAGAGCAGCCUGGGAGCUUGAGAUGAUGACUAAACACAAACGACAACCUAGUGUUGAGGAGCGCGAUGCAUUCCAGCAAGAGCUCGCCCAACGCCAGAAGGCCAUUGCGGAAAGGAUGCGCCAAGUGGAAGAGGACAGUCACUCAGUCUCCAAUGCACGGAAGGCGUUUGGCAUGCUCAGGUCAAAGUCGAGCAAGGACUCAAUGGCCUCAAGCCUCCGCCAUGAGCCCAGCAGGAUGAAGAUGCCUGGAUACAGUGGCUCUUCCACAAGUGUGAACAAGAUCGGUCGAGACCAAUGGCGAUCCGAGGAUGAGCGGCACGCCUCGCUGAGGUCUCGAGGCUCCUCCCAUUCCAGGCCCAGAUAUGGAGGAAACACGUAUGACAACCAGUAUCAUUUUGAUGCUGGGCGCGAAAGUAGUCGUGACACAACGCCUGACGCCACCUUUGCAGUCCCGUCAUCGAAUCGAAGCCGCAGCAACAGCAAGUCAACGGCGACAAGUCAAUAUUCCGAGCACUCGCUGCAUCCAUCUCAUCUCAAUACCUCGCACCAAGUGCCAUCUAUGCCUAGCCCAGCGAUUGGUCUUUCCGGAGCCUUUCCACCCUCACCUCGUCCAUCUCCAGGCCCGACAAAUGGCCCAAUGUCUCUCCAACGCCCUAUCCAAACAGGCUAUGCUGUCAGUGCUACGCCUCCACUGUCGGCGGUCAACACACCCACAGGCACAGCUUUUGGCCCUAACCGCCAGCAGCCCCGUCGACGUACUGUCAACAAGCAGGACAUUUCCGAGCCUACCCUACUGUCCUCUACGUCUGUGCAAGAGACCGUCGCUCUUCCACCCGGCGCCUCUCUCAAGAACGGCCAGGACUUUGUACCGCCUUUGCCACCAAUGAAUCCACGCAGACGAUUCGGCUUUGGUCGAUCCAGCCCAAACAGCCCUGCCCAGACACCCACUUCGAGCAGCCCCACUGCGGAGAUUGACGGCCCUUUUCUUCAGGCGCGAACCUAUUCUGGUGACGAUGCCGAGAAACUUCGCAGGCAGCGACAGAAGCUCCGGAAGACAUCUAGCGAGGGUCAUGGACUUCGCGAGAUUUCUCAAUAUCAAGCUCGUGCUCCCCCAAGCCAGUCACCUCCACGAACACGCCGGUACUAGAUCGCAGAACCACUUCUUUGUGCUAUAAUUAUUCUUCUUGCUGUCAAUAUCUUUCAUCACGAUACGGCCGCAAACUUGGAUGAACCCUUCGGCGCAAGGCAGUUUUAUCCGCCUUAUGCGCUGGUUAAGGGAAUCAAUCAAAAGCUCCCGGCGUUCGCGGCACGAUUUUUCUUGAUCUUUCACUUGUACCCAUUCCCCACCCAACCCAUAUGGCAAACGGCGACUUUUGUCAGGCGCAGCAUAAUCAUCAUUUCACAACGACUCUUCUGGCACAGGCUCUUGCGCGCCCAUUUCCUUGAUUUCACCGAGCUGCGCAACACCAAUAGUGGGCAGACGUACACGUAACCAUUUUCAUUUUCUUUCCUGUCUGAGCUAAUUUAGCCCUUGCGAGCAUGGGGCGUUCUAUCUUGUACUCAAUUUUCCAUCUGGGCAUCGAUGGCUACAUGCAUGGCAUGGGGUGUGAUGGGGGGGAAAUACCAA
Molecule: messenger RNA, 3810 nt
Organism: Pseudovirgaria hyperparasitica
Lineage: Eukaryota; Fungi; Ascomycota; Dothideomycetes; Acrospermales; Acrospermaceae
Exons: 3
Coding region: 82-3330 (1082 amino acids)
Source: RefSeq, a predicted model, not a curated record